Coregonus clupeaformis (lake whitefish) is the source of this 5340-nucleotide messenger RNA. It is a transcript of the gene mex3a, whose product is annotated as mex-3 RNA binding family member A. Gene Ontology annotation, molecular function: RNA binding. The record is from RefSeq and is a predicted model, not a curated record. NCBI's taxonomy places the organism in Eukaryota, Metazoa, Chordata, Actinopteri, Salmoniformes, Salmonidae.
AGCGCAAAGGGAGAAUUGGAAAGAGGAGGGGGCGGGGAGGCGGCACGGGUGCUGUUUCUCCAGUCUCUUUCCCCUGUCUUUGUCUCACACUCUUUUGUUAGCCAUGCCUAGCCUGCUGGUUCUAGCAGGGAUCAUGGAGAAAAAUGGGGGUUACGGCGGGGAUCUAGCCGGCUCCGGGUUCGGAAGCGAAGGUCUCCUAGUGCCACCCGACGAGGAAGAAGACGACUCCCGUGCCCUGAGGGUCGCGCUGGGCCAGCUGUCUCUACUGGGGCUUGGUGAAGGCGAGGACGGCGGCGGGGCUCCUGGAACGGGAGUACAGGAUCGGAGUAACAAUAACAAUAACCAUCACAACCAUACCAAUAAUAUUGGCGGAGGUGGUGGGGACACAGGGCUUUUGCAAGGGAAGAGCAAGUUAUGUGUCCUGUACGAGGGUUCUUCAAGUGAGACGAAAGGACGAGGCUGCAACAUAACAGAAUGCGUCCCCGUGCCCAGCUCGGAACAUGUGGCCGAAAUAGUGGGGAGACAAGGUUGCAAGAUCAAAGCCUUGCGGGCCAAGACCAACACCUACAUCAAGACCCCAGUGAGGGGCGAGGAGCCUGUGUUUCUCAUCACGGGCCGAAAGGAGGAUGUGGCCCUUGCCCGCCGCGAGAUCAUCUCUGCCGCCGAGCACUUCUCCAUGCUCCGAGCGUCCCGCAACAAGCUGGGCGUGUCCUUCAGCGGUUCCCCGCCUGCGCCCCUGCCGGGCCAGACCACCAUCCAGGUAAGGGUGCCCUACCGCGUGGUGGGGCUGGUGGUGGGUCCCAAGGGUUCCACCAUCAAACGCAUCCAACAGCAGACCUGCACCUACAUCGUCACCCCUAGCCGAGACCGUGACCCCGUCUUCGAGAUCACCGGAUCACCCAGCAACGCCGAGAGGGCCCGUGAGGAGAUCGAGGCGCACAUCGCAUUCCGAACGGGUCUGCACGACCACAACAACGAGAAUGACUGCCUGGGGCCGGAUGGUGGCAGCCCAGUAGGCUCCGGGGGUCUGGAGAGCCGCCUGCAGCAGGUGUGGGGGCUGCAGGGGGGCCAGCGCAAAGCCGUUGACCAGCAGCUUCCGCCAGAACUUCUCAGAUGCCAUGGUUGGAGGAGGGGAAGGAGGAGGGCUAAUCUACAGCAAGGGCAACUUCAACAGCCCCGGAGAGAAGCCCUGCUCCUACUUUGGCUCAGAGGGCACCCAGAGUUGGGGAGACCCAGACUACCCAAAACAGGUGGCCUUCUACGCCCAGCAGCGCUCCAAGAGCUUUGGAGGUCUGCCCCUGCCCCUGACAGACUCUCUCCAGGCCUUCCUGAGCCCUGUGGAGGGAACACCGGCAACUCCUCAGGCACCAGCAUCACUAUUCUAUCUGGCUCGCCUCAUGCCCAGGCCCGCCGUGCCCACAGCGAGCCAACCUCGGGCGUGGGGUUCCCUGGACGCCUUCCUGUGCCGGACUCGCCACCGGCCACCCUCCGGGACUGCAUGACCUGCUUCGAGAGCAAAGUGACGGCCGCCCUGGUGCCCUGCGGCCACAACCUCUUCUGCAUGGAGUGUGCCAUCCGCAUCUGUGAGCUCAACCAUCCAGAGUGCCCGGUGUGCCACACCCUGGUCUCUCAGGCUAUCCGAAUAUUCUCCUAAAAAACACCACGUCAGUUUUUAUCAUUCGUUUUAUCACAGUGUUUGUUCGACAAUUAUAUUACUAUUAUUAUUAUUAUGAUUAUUAUUAUUAUUAUACGUACUUUUCUUUUCUCAGAAAAUUUUCAGACACACAAGCAGAUAUUUUAGAAGGCACUGCUUGCUUUACUAAAAAGUAUAAGAAAUAUUUUGAAUUUUUUCUUUUAUAUAUAUACAUAUAUAUUUUAUAAAAGUUUUGUUUAUAAGAAAAGUAUAGUACCUAGCAUUUUUUCAUUUUUUUUUACUGCUGCUGUUUUUCAUUCAUGAAUCACAGUAUGGGCGGAGUAGAUUGGAAUGUGAACAUUUAACGAUUCAGAUUUAUUUUACCAUGAAGUGGUUUUAUAUGGAGGAAGAAAGGAAGGAGGUGAUCAUUAAGGUUCAGUUUAACUCCCUGGUAUCUUAUCUGUACCUGAAUGAUAUGGGAAGUCAAAAUCGAACAGAAGGAAAAAUAUUGAAUCUUUCAUUGCACCUUACAAUCGUCUUAGUUUCGGAUAGUCAGAUGAAUGAUUGUAAAUCAUCCAGAAAAAUUACGUAGCUGAUGAAAAGGUAAAUACCCCAAUGUGGCUCGAAAUAAUGGAACAAACUCUGAUAUUGUCAUUGAAAGUCUAAAUUUGUUCCAAUCAAAGGAUGGACUAUUCCAUCAUUGUCCCCUUUCUGACAUUUGUAUCCCUUACAAGCUUGUUGUUGUACCUGGUAGUCCUUCCUAAACACCUGUUAGAAUGGUAACAAUAUAGGACAGGAUACUCAAACGCCUUUCUUUAUGCAGAUAUGUUUUACAGAUUUCCUUUUUCACAAAGAGGUGAAUGAAUGCUACACAUUGUAUUGCUAAAAUGUUCACUUCAAUAUCUGUUACACCUUGAAUAUCACUGCAGUUUGGUGAAAAGUUUCAGCGAUGCCUGUUCCUCGUGGCACUUGAAAAGCAUGUUGCUUUCGCCGUUGUUAAGCACUGAUUUAAUUUGUGAGGCUAAAAGCCUUGGAAUUUGUCCAGUUGGCUAAUUUGGGAGAUCCGUCUCCCCGACGGACUAGUUUCGAAGUCAACUUAUCCCCACUUAUUGUCUUAUGUGGUAAUUUAGCUGCUGAACGAUGUAGGACAAAAACGAGAGCCACUUUUGACAGGCAUCUCUCUGAGGUUUGCGCAGUUAGAGCGUCAGCCAUUAGAGUGGACAGAAGCUGAGGAAAACAUUGAGCUGUUCUCUGAAUUGGUAAUAGUGUACCUAAAUGGGCGAAAAGCUCCUAGAAUACAGUACUACCAUCCACAGAGCUCCCUCACCAACCCCGUCCAGCAGCUUUGUAUUUUAGCUCAGAGGCCUAUAAUUAUCAGAGCUGUGCAGGAGCAGGUGUUUAAUAGCGCACUGUGGAUGUGACCUCAACUUGGAGGUCUUUUUUAGCCCCCUCUUUUUCUAUUUUCUUUGGGAGUGCCCCCCCCCCCCCUGCUUACUGUUCGAUCGUUGGCUGUUGAAGGUAGUAAUAACUGCAGCCGACCCACAAUGCAUUGCCUCCCUGAGUGGGGUGUAUUGUCUGGGCCCAGCGGUGGCGUGGGCCCGGAGUGCUCGGACACGGCCCGGAGAGACUCAUUGAUAAUUAGGCAAAUGGGCCGGUCCAGGUGCGGACCGUGUGGGGACCCUGGUGCUGUAUUGGGGGUGAGACUGAGUCCCGGCGUGGGCCGCUGACCGCCCCACCUCUCUGUCACAGGCACAGAAGGUCCAGUCUGGGUGCAGCUGGGCAAAUGGGACCCCUCCUUCUAUCCCUCCCUCCCUCUUUCCUUCUCUGCUGCUCUGAGCUAUCCCUACUGGGGAGAGGGGCCUCCUUUGUCCCAACACUCAGAAAAAAAAGCAGCAUAUGAAAGAAAGAGACCAACUGAACAGGCUGGCAGCUCUGAAAUGAGAGUGAGGGGACUUUGGAGAAAGAAAAUAUAUCUACAGUGUCAGUAGAUACAGUAAUUACCUAGUGUAAAAUUAUACACACAGAUCCAAUUCUUGAAAUGCCCCACUGAACUAGAUGUCUCCAUGUGUUCUCAAUAAGAUAAGGGUAUGAAAACAUGCAGACAUAUAUAAUUUAAGAGUACGAGGAGUCUGAUCGCUUGGAGUUCAUUACCCCCCACCCCAAUUUGGAUGAAGGCCUUUGUGACAGAGAGCGAGUGCAGAUCGAAGUCUCCAUAGAGAGCCCCCCCCCCGUAUCUCCCUUCUGUAUGGGACAUCCUGCAGCUGCCCACUCACCACAGACACACAAGCUUAGCCAAUGGCAGGCUAGCACUGGGCCUUCAGAAUGAAAUCAGACGAUUGUAAUUGACAGGAAAGCGGAGGAAACGCCCCAUUUAGCCACCACUCAUGCUGAAUCAAAUUACACACCCUUUGCCUGUGCCUCUGCCUUAGCCCCAGCCUGGGGAUUUCAGAGGGAGGGAGGGGGAUUAGAGCCGUUGGAGGAUAAGAGGGGGGCUUUUUGGGGUGGAGAGAGAGAAGGCUGCUCCCAAAGAAAAGAGAACCUGCAGAUCUAGUCUUUGUGAGAGGGGUAGUUAGAGUGCUGCUGCCUCAUGUUUGCUGGUGGUGGCAGGUGAACAAGGACAUGCUGGUGAUUCAGCAGGUCUCCCACUAACACUGCAUCAGAUUGCUCUAUUGCGUUUUUUCAGGAGAACUCUUUUGCUCAACUUCUGUCCAUGAAAAUAUGAUGAAUAGUUACAAUAGACGCUUGUCCCUACUCUAGGCAGCAACAGAGCCACCCUUUCCCCCAUUGUAUUGUCAGCAGACCACUCCUGUUGUGCGUGGACUGUGAAGAAAUAGAACUGUACUUCAGAGUAUCUAAAUUCUAUUACAUAUAUAGAAAUUAAUUGACUAUUUAUGAAUGGGGAGAAUUGCACAGUGGUUUGGUCUGAACUUUCAAUGACAAUUUCAAGGCAGUAUAACGCUGUUAACUGAAUAUAGUAUUUUCUAUUAUUUGUUAUUGUGUUUUAAGCCUUAAUAUUCUGUAUUAAAAGAUACAUAUUGCUUUCACUUUGGCAUAAACGUUUAGUGACAUACAGUAGGCCUUCAAUAGUAUUGCCCCCCAAAAAAACUUUAAAGUAACUAUUUGUCAGAAAAGAAUGUGAAUCAACCGGGGUGGGUGGGAUUAAAGGGAAUUGGGAAAUUAGGCUCUUAAACACUUCAUAUUAAAAUAUAGAGUAAAGCACCUUAUUAUGAGAAAACACAUAUAAUUAAUACCAAACCGACCACUGAUGGUGAAUAUUUCUUCAUAGAUUUUGAAAGACAUGCACAUAAGGUUUCCCUAUCAUGUUUUUAUAAUAUAAUUAUUGUUAUUCCUUGUAGUAGUGGUAUUAUGGGAGACCUCUCAUCCAUUCAGUAAGUACUGAUGACUUGGUUGAGUUUGCACUGGUUUAAUGUAGAGGGCUUUUUAGAGAGUCUCACUGUUUUAGAGGCUGUGGGAGACAUUUGCAUUGUGCUUUAUGAGAAAGGAUUCUGCGCAUCUGUGUAUAUAUAUAUCAGUAAUUUACAUCCAGUCAAAUGCCUGCUAUAUAAGUGGGAUUUUGAUUAUUUUUACAAGGUGAAAAUAUCCUUUUGAAUUUGUUUGUUUAUGGACUUUGAAGAUCACUUUUAUUUAUAUACAGUACCAGUCAGAAGUUUGGACACACCUACUCAUUCAAGGGUUUUUCUUUAUUU